GGCGCGCGCCUCGCCCACCCGGGUCGACCCCGAAAGCGCGCGCGCGGGUGGGCGGGAGGGGGCGGGACGGAAGCGCGCACCUCGAGGAAAGCUCGAGAGACCCAGGCCCAGCGCGAGGGGCGCCCCUAGGAAAAGCGGGACUUUGGGAGGGGCCGUUUCCUGCCCCUUCGCCCCAAAGAAAGAUUCUAACCCCCUCCAGACCCAAAUGCCACUCUCCUGGACAAACAGUGUCAGAGAGAAAGGGCGACCACCAAGGGUGAUUUCUGCGAUGGCCCCAACCUCUCUGAUUCCUGGCCGGGGUCGGUAGUCAUGGUAACCCUUCCGCGGUCUGGAACCCUCCCCCUUUGUGGUUAUGAAUUCCCAAACCUGCCCUGUCACUGGACUUGGGGAAGGUUGCUAAGGUAACCUAAGCCCCUGGUGGUCCUUCUGCCCCCACCCUCAUUCGGUUACUAUGGCAACUUCACCUAGCACUCAGGUAGCAAGGACCCCAGCCCCAAGGACACUGCUGAAAGAACACCUCUUUCCCAACCCCUCCCCCUAGCCGCCCAGCUGGCAUUGCCAUGGUAACCGGCUCCCCCCCUCUUUCUCAUCGUGGGAGGCCUGUGGCCCAAACCAACCAGGUGUUUUUAUUUAGAGGAGAAGAUGCUCUGCGGAGGACUAGUUGCUAUGGUUACAGGGCCUGGACCAGGAGGUGGAGAAGGGCAAGGUCAAGCCCUGGUUACUAUGGUAAGAUGAAGCCGUACUCUCUUGUGCAAAAUUGGCUGAUUUGGGGUUUUCUGGUCCUUGUUCCCUCAGCAGUGCAUUUGAGCUGGUCUGGAACCGCCCACCGGGAGCUCCCACCGCAGCCUAGGAGGAUGCCCUGGAGGCCCAGCUAGGGCCCGACUUUGGCCCCAUGCGGCUCACCCGCUGCCAGGCUGUCCUGGCAGCCGCCAUCACGUUCAACCUCCUGGUCCUCUUCUAUGUCUCGUGGCUACAGCACCAGCCCAGGAACUCCCGGGCCCGGGGUCCCCGCCGUGGAGCUGCCGCCGGCCCCCGCGUCACCGUCCUGGUGCGCGAGUUCGAGGCCUUCGACAACGCGGUGCCAGAGCUGGUGGACUCCUUCCUGCAACAGGACGCAGCCCAGCCGGUGGUGGUGGCCGCCGACACGCUCCCCUACCCACCCCUGGCCCUGCCCCGGGUUCCCAACGUUCGUCUGGCGCUACUCCAGCCCGCCCUGGACCGGCCCGCCGCCGCCUCGCGCCCCGAGACCUAUGUAGCCACCGAGUUCGUGGCCCUGGUGCCCGACGGGGCUAGGGCCGAGGUACCGGGCCAGCUGGAGCACAUGGUGGAGGUGCUCCGGGCCGGAGGCGCACGCCUGGUGGCCGCCCCCGUCGCCUCCGCCAACCCCGCCCGCUGCCUGGCCCUGAACGUCAGCCUGCGCGAGUGGACCGCCCGCUACGGCCCCGCCCCGUCCGCGCCCCGCUGCGACGCCCUGGACGGAGACGCCGUGGUGCUCCUGCGCGCCCGCGACCUCUUCAACCUGUCGGCGCCCCUGGCCCGGCCGGUGGGCACCGGCCUCUUCCUGCAGACGGCGCUCCGCGGCUGGGCCGUGCGGCUGCUGGACCUGCCGUUCGGCGCGGCGCGCCUGCCCCCGCUGGCCACGGCCCACGCGCGCUGGAAGGCGGAGCGCGAGGGGCGCGCGCGGCGGGCGGCGCUGCUGCGCGCGCUGGGCAUCCGCCUGGUGAGCGGGGAGGGCGGGCGGCUCGAGUGGUUCGGCUGCGGCAAGGAGACGCCGCGCUGCUUCGGGACGGUGGUGGGCGACACGCCGGCCUACCUGUACGAGCAGCGCUGGACGCCGCCGUGCUGCCUGCGCGCGCUGCGCGAGACCGCCCGCUACGUGGUGGGCGUGCUGGAGGCGGCGGGCGUGCGCUACUGGCUGGAGGGCGGCUCGCUGCUGGGGGCCGCCCGCCACGGGGACAUCAUCCCGUGGGACUACGACGUGGACCUGGGCAUCUACCUGGAGGACGUGGGCAACUGCGAGCAGCUGCGCGGCGCCGAGGCGGGCUCGGUGGUGGACGAGCGCGGCUUCGUGUGGGAGAAGGCCGUAGAGGGCGACUUCUUCCGCGUGCAGUACAGCGAGAGCAACCAUCUGCACGUGGACCUGUGGCCUUUCUACCCCCGCAACGGGGUCAUGACCAAGGACACGUGGCUGGACCACCGGCAGGAUGUCGAGUUCCCCGAACACUUCCUGCAGCCUCUCGUGCCCCUGCCCUUCGCUGGCUUCGUGGCGCAGGCGCCUAACAACUACCGUCGCUUCCUGGAGCUCAAGUUCGGCCCCGGGGUCAUCGAGAACCCCGAGUACCCCAACCCGUCACUCCUGAGUUUGGCGGGAAGCGGCUGAGGCUCCAGCGGCCGCUCCUGGGGUCGGGAGAAGAACGCUCAUGCGCGGGGAGCUGGCCUUUGCUUUGGCGCCGCUGGCGUUUGGUGGGCGGGCCGGCGAUGCCCAGCUGCCCUGCAAGGCCGAGCACAGGCCCGGACGUCGAGGACCUACGCUGCCCAAGGUUUCCGAGAGCGUGGGCUUUAUUCAGGGCACGGACAGUUUUUGUAAAGAGGAAAGCGUGUGGGUUCUGGGCUGGACUGCCGCGACCAAAACCCCAGCUCUACCUACCACUUGCGACUUAGGUGGGCCUGGGCGACUGUCCCAGCUUCUCUGUGCCUCAGUUUCUUCCGGGAUUCAAUGAGCGCCCUCUGUCCGGCUCACAGUCCGUGGGGCACUUGGUUGCUGGGGCUGCUUCCGCCACCAGAGGGCGCCGUUGUCCUGCUGUGGGGCCAAGGCGCCGGUAAGCCUGUCCCCUCCGUGGUUCUGUAGCUUUCCUGACUCUUGAGUCUUAGGCCUCUCUAAUCCCCUGUGUCUUGCAGGACCGGAGAACUAUCGCCCUUCGGGAGCCCCGGGAGGUGCAUGCUGCUCUUGACCUCCUCUUCCAGGGGAGGGAACAGGCUCAGAGCCCUGAGCUGCAGCUAUGGUUAAGAACCGGGUCCUGGAUGCCGGCCCCACUCCAUGUUAACGGUGUUACCUCAUUAUUUCAGCUCUCUGCACCUGUUAGCCCACGGCAAGGCCGGAUUAACAGUCGUCAUAACUCACGUUACCCAGCACAUACCGUGUGCCAGGCAUCCUUCUCAGUAUUUCACACAGAUUCACUGAUUUAUGUCUCACCCCCAGGUCCUGAGGUGAGAGCUGCUAUUAUUUCCAUUUUACAGGGGAGCAAACUGAGGUCGGAAUGGUAAAGCCAUUUGCCCAAGGUCAGACAGCUUGGGAAGUGACCGAGCAGGGACUUGAACCCAGGCAGUCAGUCUGGAGCCCACACAGAAGUUGGAUACUAUGCCCCUCUCUGUGGUACUGCUCUGCCUCUCCGAAACUCUGCUUUGCACCUAAGAAAUGGAGGUGACUGGGUGCUGGGUGGCACUUGAGUGGUAAAGGGGUCAGGAAUCAAGGCUGGGGUUGGCUCCUGGCUUGGCCACUGGUUUUCCUGGUCAUCUUAGGCAAGUCACGGCCUCCCUGAACCUAUAGGUCGGGUGUGGGGGAUCGGUGUCAUUGCAGACACAUGAAGCCCUUGGAGGAGGAGACCUCACAGGCCAGCAAGAGGGAAGACGAAUGCAAAUUUGUCCCAGUCUCCUGAGACUCAGAUGUCCAAAGCCUGACUUCUUAGAACACAGCCUCUGUCUUUAGCCACCGAACCCGCAAAUGGCCCCGAGACUGUUGGGUUUCCGUGGAGCGUUUGGGAAACAUACGGGGAUGAUUUGGGGUGAUCACGGGGUGCUCCUGGCUCUCCAGAGCCACGGCCCAGGGAUGGAGACGUCCCAUAAUAUGCAGGGCGUCUCCACCUAAUAAAACAUCGUCCCUUGUCACGUGCGGUUUUGAAAUGCCCCACAGGGCAUUCGUGAAGGAUGUGUGAUGUCUAAAACCUUUUGUAACAGGCACAGUAAUAUAAAUUAAUAUAUAAGUUAA
Messenger RNA from Neofelis nebulosa (Clouded leopard), 3985 nucleotides. RefSeq names its product fukutin related protein (gene FKRP). The record is from RefSeq and is a predicted model, not a curated record. Bases 893 to 2380 code for a protein of 495 amino acids. Gene Ontology annotation, biological process: protein O-linked glycosylation via mannose. Lineage: Eukaryota; Metazoa; Chordata; Mammalia; Carnivora; Felidae. The transcript has 3 exons. Gene Ontology annotation, cellular component: Golgi apparatus.